Brassica napus (rape) is the source of this 468-nucleotide messenger RNA. RefSeq names its product probable inactive poly [ADP-ribose] polymerase SRO2. The record is from RefSeq and is a predicted model, not a curated record. Lineage: Eukaryota; Viridiplantae; Streptophyta; Magnoliopsida; Brassicales; Brassicaceae. The transcript has a single exon. The coding region runs from base 1 to 468 and encodes 155 amino acids.
AUGGCUGGGCAGGUUGAGAUCGAACUCGAUAACGGCGAAAUUCUCGAUCCCCUCUCCGAUGAUGCCUCCUCCUCGACCGACCCAACGAUUCUUCUCCGCGAAGGGAACCAAGAGCACGACAUCAUCACCACGUGUUUCCUCUCCGGCUUAAGCGCCACUCUCGCUAACGCCACCACGAUCAUCACUAUACAUAAGAAAUCUCCGAAUGCGAUCACCAUGAGAGCCAAGUCUCUAGCCUUUCGCAUCUUCACGGAGGCCAUGGCGAGGAAGAACGGCGGAGAUCCAAACUUCAAAUACGGUUGGUACGCUGGCUACAGAGAACAGAUCGAACGCAUCGUCACAUACGGAUUCAGCAGCAGCGAGAUGAGAUCGAUGAUGAUUCGUCUCAUGGAAUCGGACGAACUCUCUGCGUUUCAGACUAAAUUAGGGAUUAGGAGAGACACAUGCGAAUAUGACCUGGCGAUUUAA